AUGUUGGUUUGGUUAAACUACAACUUUAUUAUCCUGUAUCAACACAAUGUCUCUGUUAGGGAAAUUGGAGGGUGAGACUGAAAUCAAAGCUCCAGCUUCAAAGUUUUAUGAAAUAUUCUGCAACAGACCGCACCAUAUAUCCAAUAUUUCGGGAGACAAAAUACAGGGUUGUAAGUUAGAGGAGGGUGAAUGGGGAACAGUUGGUUCUAUCAUCUAUUGGAACUACUGUCAUGAUGGAGAAGCUAAGGUUGCAAAGCAUCUAAUCGAAGCAGUUGAUGAGGAGAAGAAUAUGAUCCGUUUGAAAGUGCUGGAAUCGGACCUUCUGAAGCAUUAUAAAACCUUCAAGGGUACGUUUGAAGCUACUCCAAAGGGUAUUGGAAGUGUGGUUCACUGUGUUUUGGAAUACGAGAAAUUGCAUGGAGGGAUUCCAGAUUCUAAUUCGAUACUUCAGUUCUGCCUUGAUCUCUGCAAAGACCUUGGGGCUGGCCUUACGGAAGACAACUUUGUAUCCCAUAUCAACAGGAUGUCUCUGUUAGGGAAAGUGGAGGCCGAUAUUGAAAUGAAAGCUCCAGCUUCAAAGUUGUUCGAAAUAAUCCACAAGAAUCCUCACCAUCUUUCCAAUGUUUCGGGAGACAAAGUAGAGGGUGUUAAGUUACAUGAGGGUGAAUGGGGAAAAGUUGGUUCUAUCAUCAACUGGAACUACUAUCAUGAUGGAGAAGCUAAGGUUGCAAAGCAUUUAAUUGAAGCAGUUGAUGAGGAGAAGCAUAUGAUCACUUUCAAAGUGCUACAAUCUGACCUUCUAAAGCAUUACAAGACAUUCAAGUUUAGGUGUCAAGUUACUCCAAAGGGUAAGGGAAGUGUGGUUCACUGUGGUUUAGAGUACGAGAAAUUGCAUGGAAAUGUUCCAGAUGCGCAUUCCAUGCUUCACUUAUGCGUUGCUCUCUGCAAAGACCUCGAGGCUCAUCUUAUGGAAGGUUAACUGAUGAUAAUGUAAUAAUAAGUAUUGGCUUAUACUAUGCUAUGCUAUGUAUGUAUUAAUAACUCAUACGCUUAAAAUAAAUGCUUGUAAGCAUAUGUUCUCCUCAUGCAUGGCCUAUACGUUGUCAUGCAUUCGAGAAUUUAUCGUUGUAAAAUAUUCUGAAUGUAAACCUACUCGUAAGUUAUGGAUUGCGAAAUGUGUGAUAAA
Cucurbita moschata (crookneck pumpkin) is the source of this 1186-nucleotide messenger RNA. RefSeq names its product MLP-like protein 28. NCBI's taxonomy places the organism in Eukaryota, Viridiplantae, Streptophyta, Magnoliopsida, Cucurbitales, Cucurbitaceae. The coding region runs from base 47 to 979 and encodes 310 amino acids. The transcript is spliced from 4 exons. The record is from RefSeq and is a predicted model, not a curated record. Gene Ontology annotation, biological process: defense response.